Coregonus sp. 'balchen' is the source of this 9397-nucleotide messenger RNA. The record is from the annotation of a GenBank genome assembly. Lineage: Eukaryota; Metazoa; Chordata; Actinopteri; Salmoniformes; Salmonidae.
UGAUAGCCAGCUUGACCUUUCCCCCUGGAUUUGGACAGUUCAUGGCUGGAGAGGUCAGAGUUCAAAUACAAUUGUAUUUAUCUGUCACUAUGAACAUGCUCUGUAGAAGUCCCUGUUUAUUGGGACUUGAAAACAUGUUAGUAACACUUUAUAACACUUUUAUGAAUAAGCAUAAGUUAUUAUAAAGUGUUACCAAUAUUGUUUUGUUUGGCUAAAAUGCGACUGUUAUCUACUAUUCUCAAUCAUGAAAAACGUCCCUGCAGAGCAACAUUCAUAGGAUCAUCUAACAAGUACAACUAUUUACCAAAAUAUAUAAAUUGUGAAUUCUUUGCUUUCUCAUAACUCGAAAUACCCACUAGGCACAAACUGGUUGAAUCAACGUGGUUUCCACGUAAUUUCAACCCCAAAAAACUAUGUGAUGACGUUGAAUCAACGUGGAAAACGAAUCAACGCGGAAAACUGAUUGGAUUAUUUGAAAAAAGUCAUCAACGUAAGGGCAUUUCGUAUUUUUUGUCACCCAACUUUUAACUUAAAUCCAAUGACAUGGUGGCAUUUUUUGUUGAAUUCACGUUAGUUAACAACUCAACCAAAUGUAAAUCAAAACUAGACUUUGCACUCACGUCUGUGCCCAGUGGGCUGGCUGCCAGUACCAGUUAUAUUUCUGCUCUCAUGAGAAUUCUGGUACCCAGGCUAACCCUGGACUGAGUAAUCUAGAUGUUCAAUAUUAGCUGGAUAUUCAUUGAAGAAGCCUCUUUGCCCAGCCAUGCAGAAAUAGCCCUAGGUUAAUCAUGUGUUUUGUGACCCCUUAAAAUAGACUGCUUAGUUAGUGCGAAUGAGGUGUGUUUAAAGCAGCCAGAAACACCUGUGUGUGGUGGGAUCUUCACCUUCAAGCUACGGUGUUUAGCACCUUUUUAAGAUGGUACUUGUGCCCCAUUUCUACGGUGCUAAAAUGCAGAGGUGUUUCCAAAACUGACCAUUUUGCUCACAGUACAGUAUUUAUUUCAAAACCUCUCUUUUGGCAAUAUAUUGAAUAGGCCUAUGGGUUGACAUAUGUGAUGCACACAAAGCAAUCUUCAUCUGCAAUAUUUUGAUCAAGUUCUGACUACAGUACAGUUGGUUUUGUCAUAAUAUAACUCUAUAUUUAGAUACAUAUUAAACUAUUCAUUACACAUUUUGACACAAUUUAUCCCAAACUCUUUUUAACACUAUUUUUCAUUCAAUCUUUUAACACUAUUUUUUCAGUACCACUUUUUAACACAAUUUUUCAUUAACACUUUUUAACACCAUUUUUCCUUCACACCUUUUUAACACCCAUUUUUCAUUCACACUUUUUAACACCAUUUUUCAUUCACACUUUUUAACAGUAUUUGCAAUUACUUUUCCCUCUUCCUUUCCCUUCUUUCAUACCACCUCCAGCUGAUGCCCAGAGAAUGCAUCAACUCCCUGUUUGACAACUUCACCUGGACCAAAAUCUGGGGCUCCCCCCCUCCCCCCGGCCUGGGGCGCUCCUCUGCCUGGCUGCACCCCGACGUCAGCGUCUUCGUCAUCCUCCUCCUCUUCUUCGUCAUGAAGGUACCCUACCUCAUUCCCCCGCUCCCUCCUCUCUCUUUCUUUUCCACCCCGUAGCGUUUGUCGGUAUAGUCACACAUUGCACAUAGCGCCACUCAGUACAAUGACAGACUCCUGGUUGAUUCACUCAUCUCAGUAGAAGAAGAAUCUCCUGCAGAGAGACUGUAGUGGAGAUGCAAUCCUUAACGCUCCAUCAGUAUCACACUUUACAUAGUUGUCUAGAGAUUUCCACUGUGUACUAGAGGAUAAGGGUGUAAUACUGUGAGUGUUAGCAUCAGUAUGAUUAGCGUUUCCCAUUGAGAAGAAAUGGAUUUGUAUCUUGUCACAAUGGUAUUAUUGGAUUGGAGAAAUGUAAUCGAAAAGACUAGUCGGGAAUAUAGUCUAUUGUGUGAAAAAUGCCUUUCAAGUCCAGUCAAACCUCUAAGCUAUUGUGGAAGUACUAAGAUGCAUUAAUUCUGCUCAGUUACUAAUUGAAUUCCACCCAUGUCUCAGUUUUGGAUGUCUGCUGUUUCGACGACGAUGCCCAUCCCUUCUGGAGCCUUCAUGCCUGUGUUCAUACUCGGUAAACAGAAGCACAACAUUAUCAUGUUAUUAGUUGUGUCGUAUAUGAUGAGUGGUGGCAAUUAUUGCCGUCAACAAAGAGUUCGCUAUGCUGCAUCGUGUUAGAGGCUUUUAUUAAAAUCACGAAUUUACAGCAUAGAUACAGACUCGCGAUGUCCGGAGAACGGCUCCCAGAUUGCUAUGGCCGUUCUGCCGUCUCAUUGUUUAACCCCUAUUUAUAAACAAUGCAAAGGGAGGGGCUACUCCCUUCUUCUGGCCAAUCACCAGUCUCCCCUCGGGCGUCACCCUCCAAGCGGCACAUUUCAAAUAACAUCAUAAAACCUCCCCCCUCUGGCCUGAACAACCAACAUUCCAUUUCGUCAUGAAAAACAUUUAACAAAGGCAUAAUCUUCAGAUACGAUAGUUGUAAUAUGAACACAAAUUCCAUAUCAGUUUUUAAUAUUUCUUCUUUCAUGUAAAUUGACAGAGAGCGAUCCAGUGUAGGACUACAGAACAUGACCAUUGCAUAAAGCUUAAUGGGUAAUCAUGAAGUAGAGCAUUCUGGGUAGUUUUUAAUCAGUGUACCUUCAAGGAUUCGAUGUCGUAUAUAACCAAAGAGUGAAAAAUCACUAGUGAGCCACAGAGAUAGAUGGGUGCUUAUGAGAGUGGCAGAGGGGGGGUGGGGGGGGGGUGGGGGGGAUAAAUGUCAGAUAGCCAACAUGCUAUGUAGACAUUCCACCUCCCAUACCAUCGUCUUUUUUUCCCCAGGAGCCUCUUUCGGCCGACUGGUGGGGGAGAUCAUGGCUGCCCUCUUCCCCCACGGGAUUCUGUUUGAUGGAAUCUUGUAUCGCAUCAUCCCAGGAGGGUACGCAGUCAUUGGUCAGUCUCCCUUUCCACCUCCUCCUCUCCCUCUCUCAGUCAGUGCCUGCCUGUCAUCCCCCUUUGGUGUGAUGGCGAAAUGUCACUGUCUGUUCCCCCUCUCCUGUCCUCUGCUGUCUCAGUGACCCAUAAACCUAUAUGCUUCCAUUAAUCUUCUUCAUCUUCCCUCUCUUGCCCUACAAACCCCCCUCCCCUCCUCUUUUCCUCUGCUCCUUUCAUUCCACCCCCUUUUACCCUUUCUUCCUUCGCUAUUCCCACGUGCCGUUCUGUACAUUAAUCAUCCCCCUGAUUUUCAACCCUGGGUCCCUGAUAUAAUGUUUCUCUUCCUCACCCCUCAUCCGUUGUUUUUCACCCCAUGCCUCAUCCCUUCUUUCCCUCCUCCCAUCCCUCCUGUACUUGUUCACCGACUAUGAGUACUGUGUUGCCUCUUUCCAUGAAUCACUCCCAUCUUUUGCCCAUCCACCCAUCACUUCCCCCCUCUUUUAUAUCCCCCUCUCCUGUGGAUCAUCCAUCUACACAUCCCUUCCAAAUGCCUUCUUUCUCCCCUUUUCUCUUUCUACCCAUCCCUCUCUCCCUUCCUCUGUCUUUCAUUUCUCCCUCCGUCCCCCCUUUCCCUCCUCUCUCCCAGGAGCGGCGGCACUGACCGGGGCGGUGACCCACACGGUGUCCACAGCAGUGAUCUGCUUCGAGCUGACGGGCCAGAUCUCCCACAUCCUGCCAAUGAUGGUGGCGGUGAUCCUGGCCAACAUGGUGGCCCAGGGCCUGCAGCCCUCGCUCUAUGACUCCAUCAUCCAGAUCAAGAAACUGCCUUACCUCCCUGAGCUGGGCUUUGGACACAUCAGGUGUGCAAAGAGAACCUGCAACCAAGGUGACAUGUUGGCUCUAAGGGGGCCCAGUUGCAUUGAGGGUCCCAUGCUAAAACAAUAAGUUGUUUGAGUCAAUAUGGCCGCCUCAGCAUGCUUGAUUCCUCAACAUAGACACACCAGUAGUACACAAGUGUUGAGCAUGAAUUAAUGAUUGCCAUUUCCUUCUGACUUACAGCCAGUAUAACAUCUUUGUGGAGGACAUCAUGGUUAGGAAAGUGAAGUUUCUCUCGUUACAGUCCACCUGUAGGGAGUUGAUACACCUCCUGGAUUCCACUUCUCUCAAAACGAUACCACUAGUGGAUUCAACAGGUAAAAUUAAUGAGUUUUUCAUGAACGUGAGGAUACAUUUCAGUGUCUUCAUUUCCAUCAUGUGACUAUCUUCUCUGUAGAUUCUAUGAUCCUAUUGGGCUCCAUCGAGCGGUCAGAGCUCCAUGCUCUCUGUGAUUGGUGGCUCUCUGCAGAGAGGCGGGUCCUCAGGCAGGAACAGUGUUUACAGGAACAGAACCAGUAUGCCAAAGACAGCUGGGAAUCCUUUGCCUUUGUGGAUGAAGAUGAUGAAGAGAAUGGCGAUAAGGUUUGUCAGAGAGACCGAGGGUAAAUGUUCAUAAGGCAUCAAAAACACACUCUUAGAAAAUUAAUCAAAGUUUAUUGGUUGCGUACACAGAUAUGCAGAUGUUUUCGCAGGUACAGCGAAAAAGGGUUCUAAAAGGGUUGUUCUACAGGGACAGGGUUCUAAAUGGGUCUACAUGCAACUGUUUUCAUCCAAGAAGGUUCUUCGGAGGGUUCUAAAACGAUUCUUUGUUUGGUGACAACCUGGAACCAGAAAGUGUUCUUCUACAGGGACAAGCUGGAAAACGCUUACUGAAGCGCCUUGCGGCAAGGAACUUAUUGUAUUGUGUCAUUAUUUAAGCUGUCAAUGUGAUUAAUUUACAAUGACUGUUUUGUUAAAUUUCCCAGAGUACCCCAGUUCAGGAAGAGAGAAAUGGCCCCCUGCCAUCUCCUAAACCACAGGAGGCCUCGUCCAAUCACACAGCUCCUGGUGAGUUGAACCAUCUCUCUGGAACAAUACUUCUAUGGGUUCCUGGAAACAGAAUGUCACAUAUUAUUAUACAGCUUAUUGUAUAUUCAUAUUAUUAUACAGCUUUGAAUUAUUUAGUUAUCAAUCUCAACAUCAAGACACCUUUGUAGAAGACUUUGACCCUCAUCCAUAUUUUAUCAUCUGUCCUUUUCAGAAAAGGGCCAUCUUCAGUCUGUUAGGAGAACUCUACGGAAUAUCUUCACCUCCCGAGACAGACAGGCAGAGGGACAGUCACAGGUAGUCUAUAACUGUGUGUGUGCAGAGUGUCUGUGCCUGUGUCUGUGACUCUACGCUAGUGCUGAGCGAUUAACCAACAUUUUGGUAAUUUUUUGGUUUUAUUAAACAACUAAUUGACCAACGUCGGUUCAAUUAUUUGAAUUCCAUUUAGUUUUUUUCUGUGAGGUCAAUGCACAUUUUCUCUAGAGAUAAAUCAGAUCAAGCCCGAACUGUGCGAUGUAGAAGGGAGUUGUAGUUUCCAACAGGCCAAUAUUCUACUUAAUUUAGCGCAUAAAACAUGGCAGUUAACUACAAACAUAAUCCAUUGUGUAUCUACUUGUCCGGUCUGUGUGUCUGCGGAGAGGGAUAGAGAGCAGUAUCUCUACCUGAAAAUACAUGAUCUAAGUGAUUGGUAAUUUGUUUUCAGCGGUCAUAAAAGUAUGCCUUAUUUACUUUGAAGAACUACUAAAAUAGUGAUUUUGUCAGAUGGCAUAGGCAGCAGCUCUAUAAAGAUGAGAUGAUGACUUGGAAUGAAAUAAAGUCAUCAAAUAAUACAAAUGUAAUAUACACUGUGUACAAAACAUGCUCUUUCCAUGACAUAGACUGACCAGACAGGUUAAAUAAGUAUUUUUAAGCCUUGAGACAAUUGAGGCAUGGAUUGUGUACAGUAUGUGUGCCAUUCAAUGGGCAAGACAAAAGAUUUAAGUGCCUUUGAACGGGGUAUGGUAGCAGGUGCCAGACGCACCAGUUUGAGUGUGUCAAGAACUGCAACGCUGCUGGGUUUUUCACGCUCAACAGUUUUCCGUGUGUAUAAAGAAUGGUCCUUGAAAAAUAAAGGUAUACCCUGAUGAAGACAGCUUGUCUGUCGAACCGUUGGUUAUUAGGAUAUUAAAUUAUUGCAUCUGAGCUCCUAGAGUGUGCGGCUUUCCUUUUAGUUUUCAAGUGUUUUACGCUGUCAGCCAGCACCUCGCCUAAAUAGGUGUGCGUUUCUUUCGCCUUUAUAUAAAGAAUGGUCCACCACCCAAAGGACAUCCAGCCAACUUGACACAACUGUGGGAAGCAUUGGAGUCAACAUGGGCCAGCCUCUCUGUGGAACGCUUUUGACACCUUGUAGAGUCCAUACCCCGACAAAUUGAGGCUGUUGGAAAUAGGGGUGCUGAAGGUGCCGCACCACACCCUGAAAAAUCUGAAUCAAAACAAUUAUAAUAAUCAAAAUAUAAAAAAUGGAUUUAAAAAAAACAUUCACCAAAGUAGUGCACUGGGCCUUUACUAGUCCUAUAUUAGCGGACCGAUAUAGCCGUCUGUAGCACGGACAACAAAUUGUUUUCAGCAUCGAAUCGAAACCCAACCAACCUCAAAAAACACUAAUCGCUCAGCACUACUGUACGCACAACAAUGUCUUCCCUAACGAUCACUAAAGUAUUUCUGGAGCAGAGAAUUGAGCAGCAAAUAAAUUACUGGGAUAAUGAGCUGUUGAGAUGUAGAUAGCUUCUAUCCUUGGCGGUUCGAUUGAAAACCAUAUUUCAAAUGUAAAAUAUAAAUAUUAGCCAUUCUAUUUGCGUGGGAUGAACCUCAUUACUGGGCUCUGCUCUCUAUGUACCCACUCCUUUAUCUAAUUGAGUGUGACUUGAAUUCACAUGAGUUGCAAAUGGAUAUUGUUCAGAGAGGCUCCAUAGUCAAACAUAUUCCCUCUGAGUUCUAUAUGUGUCACGCCCUGGCUCUGGGGACUCUUAUAUGUUGAGCCAGGGUGUGGAGUUUCUAUGUGUUAUUUUCUAUGUUGUGUUCUAGUUCGUGUUUUCUAUGUUGGCCAGGGUGGUUCCCAAUCAGAGGCAGCUGAUUCUCGUUGUCUCUGAUUGGGAACCAUACUUAGGCAGUCUUUUGGCACUCGUUUAUUGUGGGAUCUUGUUCCGGAAGGUUUGUGUAUUUAACCUAGGACUUCACGUAUCGUUUAUUGUUUUGGUUCGUUGUGUGUACACUAAUAAAAGUAUGUACGCAUAUCACGCUGCGCCUUGGUCCGCUUCAUCACGUGUCAACGAUUGUGACAAUAUGGAAAUCAGCAUAUGAAAUAUGGUUAUUAUUUGCCUGGUAUGGCUGGCUGGUUGGCUUUUCAUAUUACCAAUGUAUACUGCAAAUUAUGAAAAACAAUGUAUGUUAAUGAUACUCAAGGAUGUACUUGUAAGUACCAACCUACUGUAUCUCCCUAUUCAAUGUUGAUCAUAAUAUUUUGCCACUCAUCGUAGUUUUACAGUUUUCUACUGGAUAAGCCAGCCUUUGAUUUGAAUUGUACACCCAAAACUCAUGACUAUUUCAUUCUGAAAAGCCAAGUCCAUUCCUAUUUUAUACUCAAGGAUGUGCUUGUAAGUAUGGGAUUUGAAUUGGAUUCAUACUUUUCCUAGCUGCACAAAUGACUGUCCUAUCUCUCUUUUCAAUGUUGAUUUGUACAUUUUCCCACCAAGACCAUCGUUGUUGUAGAGUCUUCCACUGGCUAGCACAGCUUUGGGGUUGAAUUGUACACCCCAAACUCAUGACUAUUUCAUUCUGAUAAGCUAAGUUGUCAUUAUAUUUCACAUAAACACCUGGCUUAAAAAAUCAACAAGAGUACAUCGAUGAACAUGCAGCCCACACAAAAUGAUUCUUGACACUGCAUUCAGCCAAAUAGGGUACAUGAUUCUAUAUAUUUUGAAGAGACAAAUAUGAGUAAUUGGUUUCAAGAACAGCGGCAAUCAGCUAAGUUAUGGGAAGCAGAAGUGAAGAGACUGUCAUCACCUCUCCUUGAAACGCUUCAAAGAAAAUGGGGGCAACUAAAAAUGUGUGCAUGACGUUACUCAGGAAGUGUCUUGUCUUACCCCCCUCUAUUUUCUCGCUAUCUCAUCAGGAAUCUUGCGCCAACCCUCCCCUGUCUGAUACGAUGACACCAGAAGAGGUAACUGAUCUCAUUCAUGUCCAUUUAAGUGUAGUCCCAAGAACUGUACUUCUCCUGAUGCCAUACCAAAUUAUUAAAGUAGACUGCCUUGUACAUUUUCCUACACUUUUGUCCUUGUCAAAAGGGUCUGGGCUAAUGUUGAAAUCCAUAAGAGGGUUAAAAGGUGUCAACAACCCUAAAUCUCUUAUGGAGGCAGUUGACAUUGAAGGUUGCGUUUUAGAGUGUUUUUAGCCAAUUACAGUGUUGGUUGACCUUGUGUCUGGUUGGCUGGUGCAGAUCAAAGAAUGGGAGGAGGCCGAGAUGGACAAGCCAAUGGAAAUUGAUCAGAUCCGAAUAGAUCCCUCCCCUUUCCAGCUGGUAGAGAGGACAUCAUUACACAAGGUUGGUUGAAGUGCUGCCAAUUCAUACCAAUUUGGAGGUACAGUAUCUGACAUCAUGUCUAGACACACCUGAAAUACAACCGAUAGUAGAUUUGCUCAGAACAGAAGCCAUACCAAAAUGUUGAGGCCUAAUUUGACGUCUGACCUUUUCUGCCUGUCCCAGACCCACACUCUCUUCUCAUUACUGGGCCUGAGUCAUGCCUAUGUCACCAGUAUCGGAAAACUGGUGGGUGUUGUGGCACUUAAAGAGGUAAGAAAAUGUAAUUGUCUCUUUUAUAUCUCUCUCUCUCUCUCUCUCUCUCUUUCUCUCUCUAUUUCUAUUUUACAGGAUUUAAUUAUCUUAUGCUUGUGACAAUCUGAGAAUUUAGUAAGGGUUGAGUCAUAUUGCCUUAUGAGUCUACUCAUCAUGCUAUUUUCAUGUAAUUCAACGUUGUGUUCUUCUAAUGUGUUCUUCUUUCCCUGUCCCCACUACCACAUUCUCUCCCAGCUCCAAAAGGCCAUUGAGGGCUCAACCCGUAGCGGGGUCCGGCUACGUCCCCCUCUGGCCAGCUUCCGCAACAUCAGCCGAAAGUCAUCCAAACACCAGGCAACCUCAGCCCCCUCCUCCCCUCUCUCCCCCGCUCCCGUCGUCCCCAGCGCCCCUGCCCCGCCACCUCCCACGACACAGGAGGAGGAGGAGAUGGAGGUGUGGAUCGAGGGCACGAAGCGGGAGGUGGUGGAGGUGAACAGCAGUGGUAGCAGCAGCGGAACGGGCAGCAGCAGCAGUAGCAACAGUAGCCCCUCGCUACCCCACUCCUUGCCCCUCUCCAUCCCCCUCACCUCGCCCCUCUCCAUGCCCCUCACCGUCGCCCUCUCCAUCCCCCUCGCCGCCUUCUCCACCCCCCUCACCACCCUCCGGCCUGUCGCAGAGCAGCAAGUGGAAGAGGAGAGUGAUGAGGAGCCCAUC